GGGCCUGGACCAUGCACCCUUCCCUGCUGCUGGCCCUACUGGGCACCCUCACGUUGCCUGGAGAGCCAGCCCGGGUCUGCCAGAGGCAUUUCCUGGAGACAGUGAGUAACUCAAAGGAGCUCUUCCUGGAAUGGCAAGCUGCACGGGUGGUGUGCGGUAACAACAGCCAAGACUGGAGGUGCCAGGACACGUUGCUGCUCGUUGAUAACGGACUCCAAGUGAGCCUGGUGCUCACCAAGGGCUGCACCUUGGACCCCGUGCAGGAGGCGCGCAUCACCCAGCACAGGGCCGACCCGGGCCUAUCUGUCUUCUCCUACACCAGGGUGUGUGACGAGGAUCGAUGCAAUAACCUGUCCAGCACCUUCCCGCGCUGGGCCAUGCCUUCUCCCACAGCCCCCGGGCCUGUGCAGUGUCCCUUCUGCCUCUCUGCUAAAGACUGUCUGUCUCCAGUGGUGCAGCCCUGCCCUGUCGGGAACAGCCACUGCUACAACGGGGUCCUCCUGAUGCAGGGAGGAGGCAUCUCUACCAAGCUGAGAGUCCAGGGAUGCAUGCCUCAAGCAGGCUGCAACCUGCUUAAUGGGACUCAGCAAAUAGGGCCCAUAACUUUGAAGGAGAACUGUUACCCCAAACGUGAGGGUAUCCUGCCAGGAGUGGAAGCUUUCCUGACCUGUCAAAGGGGGGUCAUGAACUACUUGCACAGAAACCUAUCUUGGGAGCCUAUAAAAUGGACCACGCCAGGGACACAGAGGUGCAACAUGGGGGAGGUGUGUCAGGAGACACUGCUGCUUGUCGAUGUAGGACCCAAAUCAGUCCUAGUGGGAAGUAAAGGCUGUAGCGAUGCCCAGACCCAUGAUUCCCAGAAUGUCACCUCACACGGAGGGCACCAUGGAGUGCUCUUGGCCUCCUACGCCCAUUUCUGCACCUCCCAGGAGUGCAACCGAGCCAACAGCAGCAGCGUCCUGUUGAACUCCCUCUCCCCUUCAGCUGUCCCUGUUCCCGGAGACCUGCUGUGUCCUGUCUGUUUAGAAUUGUUUGGAUCCUGCUCAGAAAAUAGUCAGAAUGUUACGUGUCCUAAAGGCACCACUAGUUGUUACAGUGGUUUUAUUUCUCUCGGAAAUGGUGGUUUGUCCCUCUCAAUUCACAUAAAGGGUUGCAUGACCCAAAAUGCCAGGUCCUUGUUGCACCACAUCAAGAAUAUUGGGAUCUUCUCUGUGGAAGAGACCCUUGAGAAUGAGCCUGAGGAACAGCCUUCAUCUCAAAUGAUUGGGGCUACUUGGCCUCUGCACACCCAGUGUCACCAUUUGGCUGUUCCAGGAUCCCAGCAGCAUGUUCUGCCUCACAGAUGAGCCACCAUCGCCAUGUUGCUGAUGUUCCUUCGUGUAUUUAAUGCCUUCCCCAGGGGAUACAGUAAGGAGACUGCAUGUGACAGACUCAUCACAUGUCCCCAAACUUGGGACACUGUUUUUCUCCAGUAUGCCAGAGCCAUCCUAGAAUUCACUCCAGAUACUAACUCACUAUCCUAGAAGACUAGUAAUAUAUUUUCAGAUGCGGGUUUCAACACCUUAAAUCCGACAUCCCACGUGAAAGAACUGAACCCCAUCAAGUCAUACUCGACAGAAGUUUCCUGAACACACGAGUCAUACCUGCUCACUGCCACUCACAGAGGCCUCCUCUCUUGGGGCUGAGGGCACUGCCCCUGGCUUGGUUGCUGGGCAAAAUUGGGAGUUGGCUAUUGUGAGGUACUGCAUCCUGAUGACCCUAACCCACCCAUUCUCUAGUCCCAGGACUUAAGGACAUUUGACACCUAAUUAUUUCCCAUCUCCUCCCUGAAUCACAUAUCUGCUCUUAGUGU
Molecule: messenger RNA, 1852 nt
Organism: Talpa occidentalis (Iberian mole)
Lineage: Eukaryota; Metazoa; Chordata; Mammalia; Eulipotyphla; Talpidae
Product: CD177 antigen
Exons: 10
Coding region: 12-1346 (444 amino acids)
Biological process (GO): leukocyte cell-cell adhesion; regulation of integrin-mediated signaling pathway; positive regulation of neutrophil degranulation
Cellular component (GO): plasma membrane raft; plasma membrane
Source: RefSeq, a predicted model, not a curated record